CAUAAGUAACCCAUCGCACCACCACCCCCACCUUCGAACGAUGCGAACAAUCCUCUCCAGGGCCAGCCCGAGAUAGCUUCGACCAGACAUUACCUGUCAUUUAUUUAUCACGGACGAAUACAAUACGUUAGCCACCGCGCGUAUCAUAGGGGUUGACUAGGCUAAGCUAGCAUAGAAGAGCAUAGCAUAGAACACGACAGCUAUUUUCCCCACCCUCAUCUGUUGCAACGCCACGAGUAUCCGUCCAUCUGCAAUAGUGCGGUACCGGCAGUGUGAUUGGGGAAAUACGGUAGGAUUCCCCGACAUCGCAUCAAAUUUUACGGGACGAGGUCGACACGUGUAUAACCAGAGUGAACCCUCGCCUAUCUCCCCUAGCCCCUCUCUCUUCCCUUCUCUUGUUUCACUGCUUUCUAGAACGCCACACAGAAAAACACACAUAAAGGAUGCCCGGCCACAUGAACGCCUACCGCCUAACCGGCGACCUCUGCCACCUAGCCUCCAAAGCAAUUCUAAUCCUUACGAUCCACCUCCGCAGUAGUGCGGAGGGCAUCUCCCUCCUCACCCAGAUGCUCUACGCUCUCGUCUUUCUCACCCGCUACACCGACAUCUUCAGCCCUGACGCCAGCGCGUACGUGACGAUUUUCAAGUGGACAUACAUCCUCACUAGCUUCUACAUCAUAUAUGUCAUGCUGAGGGUUUUCAAGCGGAGUCGUGAGGAAGAAAAGGAGUGGAGGGUAGCGGCGGUGGUUCUAGCGAUUAGCUUUGUGCUCGCACCGGUUUGUUGGGGGUUGAAGGAAGUUAUUUGGAGGCAGACGAAGAGGGGAGGUUGGGCCACUCAGAUCCCUUGGACCUUCAGCAUAAUCCUAGAAUCCCUCGCCGUACUCCCGCAAAUAUCGCUGCUGCGGUACACCGCCAUCCCCACCGCCAUAACAAGCUACUACCUACUAGCACUGGGCGUCUACCGCGCACUAUACAUCCCAAACUGGAUCGUGCGAUACAACGACCCGACGGACAAGUUCUUCGAGCCGUGGGCGGUUAUAUUCGGUGUACUACAGACAAUCCUGUACAUCGAAUUCGCGUGGAUAUACUGGCGCCGACAGCGCGUCAAGAUCCGCGACAACGGCGCCAUCCUCGACGGUGAGGACUUUAUUUCGGGCGGCCUGAUACUUCGCUGGAUCGGCAAGAUUGGGGGGAAGAGUGGCGAGAGGAGCACCGGGGGUGGAUGGAGGGGCAGGGGCACCGGAGGGAGUGGUGGGAUCAGCGUUAGUGCCGAUGAGGAGGCAGACUUGGUCGGCGGAGAGUUCGGCGACAGCGAUGAGGAGGAUGAGGAUGAAGCGCUCGAGAGUGAGAGUGGGAGUGAGGGGGCGGUAGUUAGGUAGAUUUUUCCUCCCUUUUAGUCAAGAUGCGGUAGAAGAGGACUUAUGGGAGGGGUUUAAGGGGGUCAUACAAUCUUUCAUGUUCGUUUUUACUGGUUUACCUAGUUAGUCAUCCGAUCAAGAAACAAUUGUUAAUGCUGGGCGCGCAACGCGCGGUUCCUGCAUAUGCUAGCUUG
Messenger RNA from Tuber melanosporum (Perigord truffle), 1552 nucleotides. RefSeq lists its product as uncharacterized. Gene Ontology annotation, cellular component: cis-Golgi network; endoplasmic reticulum; membrane. The record is from RefSeq and is a predicted model, not a curated record. Gene Ontology annotation, biological process: endoplasmic reticulum to Golgi vesicle-mediated transport; protein retention in ER lumen. Gene Ontology annotation, molecular function: ER lumen protein retrieval receptor activity. Bases 456 to 1379 code for a protein of 307 amino acids. The transcript is spliced from 2 exons. NCBI's taxonomy places the organism in Eukaryota, Fungi, Ascomycota, Pezizomycetes, Pezizales, Tuberaceae.